This is a messenger RNA of Durio zibethinus, 2125 nucleotides long. The record is from RefSeq and is a predicted model, not a curated record. NCBI's taxonomy places the organism in Eukaryota, Viridiplantae, Streptophyta, Magnoliopsida, Malvales, Malvaceae.
GAUUUUUUUUUUUUCGAAGUUAGCAUAUCUUUUUCUUUGCACAAUUAGCAUAUGCACGCAAAUUUGGAUUAGUACCUUUGAGUCAGUAUAAUACUUUCUUAAGCCGAUGUCAUAAACUGCACUGGCAGAAAUGCAACAAAUAAGCUGAUGAAAUGUUAAAAGCUAUAGAAAAAUAAGGGUAAGAAGAAGAUUUUAGGAUACUAACCAUAACAAUCUGGAUUGGGAAUAAACAUUGUAGUAUUAGGGAAAGCAUGAUUUAUACCAAUGAAAGCUUGUCUGCAAAAGACCUUGUAAUUGUAGGUUGAUGUCAUCCGCAGUUGGUCUAAACACCUGUUUGGAGCUAAAAAAAAUUUACCAAGAGCCAUCAGCAAAGGUAGGAGACACAUCUUUCCCACCACUGUUAAAAAAUAAAAAAGUUGCCAAGUGAGUAUGUUCUUAAUGAUAUAAUGUUUAUUACUCUAUCCAAAAAUCUAAGCUUUUACUUUUCUAGUAGACAAAACUAAGCUGCUCAUCAAACUCAUGUCAAGCAGUAGCAAGAGAUGCUUAAAACUACUGGAGCGAUGCAAGAACAUGAACCAACUAAACCAAGCUCAUGCACAAGCAAUCACAUGUGGCCUUGGCACCAACAAUUUUGCUUUAAGCAGGCUCUUAGCUUUCUGUGCAAACCCAAAUCAUGGAAGCCUUACCCAUGCCUGGAACCUCUUCCAACACAUUCAAAACCCCACAAUUUGUAUCUGCAACACCAUGAUCAAAGCUUUCUUUGUCAAAGGCGAAAUCUUUAAAACGAUUCGUUUGUACACUAACAUGUUGAAUAAUGGCAUGUACCCUGAUAAUUAUACUUUGCCUUAUGUGUUAAAAGCUUGUGCAAAGUUGCAAUAUUUUUGCUUUGGAGAAUUGGUUUACGGUCAUUGCUUGAAAUUGGGUUUUGUGUUUGAUAUUUUUGUGGGUAAUGCUUUGAUUGCUAUGUAUUGUGGAUUUGAUAAUUUGAAAGUAGCAAGGUCCAUUUUUGAUGAGAUUCCUAAGCUAGAUGUUGUUUCAUGGACAGUUAUGAUUUCUGGGUAUGGGCAAAUGGGUGAUAUUGACACUGCAAGAUUGCUUUUUGAUGAGGCUCCGGUGAAGGAUAGAGGAAUUUGGGGUGCUGUGAUUUCUGGAUAUGUAAAAAAUAAUUGUUUUAAAGAGGGUCUUUAUCUGUUCAGGCUAAUGCAAAUGAAUGAUAUAGAGCCUGAUGAGGCUAUAUUUGUCAGCAUUCUUUGUGCCUGUGCUCAUUUAGGUGCUUUAGAUACUGGAAUUUGGAUUCAUAAAUAUCUGGAUAAACAAAAGUUCCCGUUGAGUCUUCGUUUGAGUACUUGUCUUGUGGAUAUGUAUGCGAAAUGUGGGAAUUUGGAUAUGGCUAAAAAGCUGUUUGAUGAAAUGCGGCAAAGAGAUGUUGUAAGCUGGAAUGUAAUGGUUUCUGGGAUGGCAAUGCAUGGAUAUGGAGAAAGUGCACUUGAACUGUUUAGGCAAAUGGAGAAUGAUGGAGUCAGGCCUGAUGACGUUACUUUUAUUGCUGUUUUUAGUGCUUGUAGUUAUUCUGGCAUGGUGUUUGAAGGUCUAAGGAUAUUGGAUAUAAUGUGUAAUGUGUACAAAAUUGAGCCUAAAAGUGAGCAUUUUGGGUGUAUAAUUGACCUACUUAGCCGAGGUGGGCUCUUUGAAGAAGCAAGUCAAAUAAUUCAAAGAAUGCCCGAUUCGAGCAAUCCCUCCAACGAAGCCAUUGCCUGGAGAGCACUGCUGAGUUCCUGCUAUAGUUACGGACAAACCAAACUGGGUGAGGUCGCUGCUGAGAAGCUUAUGGAGCUAGAAGAUCAUAGUGGUGCAUAUGUUUUGCUCUCAAACCUGUAUGCAGCGUCAGGGAAACAUUAUGAUGCCAAAAGAAUAAAACAGAUGAUGAGAAGCCGAGGGGUGAAUAAGGCACCAGGUUGCAGUUCUGUCAAGAUCAAUGGGAUAGUUCAUGAGUUUAUUGCUGGGGAGAAAAGUCACCUUCAAAUGGAGGAAAUACACUUGAUAUUGGACAAGUUAGACAAGCAAUUGGAUUAUGCAGGGGAAAUAUAUUCGGCUGAUUAACAGUACAAAUUGAGGCUAAUCCGUU